Messenger RNA from Mirounga angustirostris (Northern elephant seal), 5273 nucleotides. It is a transcript of the gene CFAP119, whose product is annotated as cilia and flagella associated protein 119. Bases 203 to 1213 code for a protein of 336 amino acids. NCBI's taxonomy places the organism in Eukaryota, Metazoa, Chordata, Mammalia, Carnivora, Phocidae. The record is from RefSeq and is a predicted model, not a curated record. The transcript is spliced from 9 exons.
CCACGAGCUCCCUUAGCAACGGUCGCCGUUGAGACAGAGGGAGACGCCCCCCGCGGAUUGGCUGCACGAGGCCUCUCUGCGGCGUAGAUUGGCUGAAGCGUCGCUGGAGGGAGGGCUUGACAGUCGAGGCCCAAGAACCGGCAUUCCCAGGACCCAGGAGGGGCACAGCCUGUGGUGAGCCGCGGCUAGGAAGAGCGACGAGAUGAUCCGCCAGAAGUCCAGCCAAUUCAUGGCACUGAAGUUACAGUCGGAGCUUGAACAGCCCUCAGAACUGCAGCGGGAACACCAGAAGGACCUUAGCUCAGUGGAUGGGUCCGUCACGCGGAUGGUAACAGGUGUGCGGACCGAGUCCAGAACCGCGGCCUCGAUAGAAGCGGAUGAAGAUCCUGCAGCCAACCUGUUCCCGCCCCCGUUGCCCCAGCCCCGGAUCUGCGUGUGGAAGUAUCUGGACAUCCAUUCCAUGCACAGGCUGGAGAAGACAGCCAACACUGAGGAGAUGAGGGAGGUGCUAGCUGAGCUUCUGGGGCUAAGCUGUCCUGAGCAAAGCCUGCGGGAUGCCAUCACCCUGGACCUCUUCUCCCACGCACUCCUCUUCUGCCGCCAGCAUGGCUUCUCACUGGAACAGACAUCGGCAGCUUGUGCCCUGCUCCAAGAUCUUCACAAGGCCUGUGUUGCAACCCCCUUGGGCAACGUGGAGGAAUGUUACCGCUACUUCACCAGUGUCCUUUUUUGCCAUGGAGUCAAGCGGCCCCCCUUCAGUAUCAACCUCUUUAGGGAGGAACAGCUGCUGGCCCUGGCAGAUUAUGUGGUCAACACCUACUUCCGCCACUUCAAGCUCUACAAAUAUGUCUUCACACCCCAGGUGCGGCUGGAUCUAUCUUUGACUUACAUGGGGCUACAGCCACCCAAGCUCUGGCCAGAAGAUGAGACAGAGAAAGGCGGCGAGGAGGCGAAGGAACAGGCAGUCACCCCGCAGGAGGAACCAGAAACAGUGGUCCUGCCAGAGCCAGAGCCAGAGCCAGAGCCAGAGCCAAGCCAGGUCUCCAUCCUGCAAGCCUACAUCAGGACCCAGAUGAACAAGGAGCUGAGGCAGCUCCAACAGCUGAUGGAGGAGCGGCUCCAGGCCAGCGAAGAAAGGCUCAGCAGCAAGUUGACCACACUAGAGCAGCCCUUCCAGCUACCUUCUGGCAAAGGCAAGAACAAGACCAAGUGACCCCCAGCAUUUUCCCCAAUAAAGGCCCGGGGCAGGGCAGCCCCAUCCCCCCCCCGAGCACCUUCUGGGCUCCCCUGCCAAAGCCGGACACCACACUCCAGGCACUGGCUCCCUCCGGAGUGCAGAUUUUAUUGCAAAUGCAGCAGAGGCAGCAUUGACAAGGCCAGGCAUGCUGUUGCGCGUGGCUGCCUUCCCCCUCAGCUCUGAUCCCAAAGUCUUGGCUGGUGGGGACAGGUGUACACGGCUGGUCGUUAUGGUAGUAUGAGCAGUGGUGGGCCUGGCCAGGCUGGGGGGGCCUGAGGCCAAAGCCCAGAAGGGCUGGAAUGAUAAAAAUCCUCCUCCUGGAGAGUCCUGCACUGUGGGGUUCCCCAGGGCCGAAGUGCUAGCCCAGUGCCAGCAUGGCGUCCUCCUCGGUGAUAGCAGCUGGUUCCCCCUCCUCUUCAGGGCCCAGGAUGGGAAAAGGCCCAGGGGGCUGGUGCUGGAAGAGGGCGGCUCGGUUCUGUUGCUCACCUUUCUUCACCCAGUGCCCAUAGAGCCGGAAGGCGCAGCUGUCGAUGAGGCGCCGCACUGGCCGCAGCGCGUAAGGGUCCCUCAGCAGUGCGCUCUUGGUCAGUGGCCGGACACGCUGGGUGCUUAAGGCCACUCGUCCAGCAGCAAGCACGGUCCACACUGCCACCUGAGGGGGGGGGUGGCGGGCAGUGUGAGCUCCAGUAGAGCAGCCACCACAGGAGAAAGAUUACGGGACAGAGGAGCAGGCCCAGACCCUGAUGCUCUCAGGCUUACCCGGAACCGCUGGCGGGGGGUGAGGUUCCAGGGUUGGCUGCCUUCACAGCGCUCAAAGAAGGGGUGCUGGAGGGCUUGCUCAGCUGUCAGGCGCUCCUCAGGAUCCACCUGGAGCAGCUUUGAGAUCUGGGGGAAACCCCAGAGUAUGAGAGGCAGCUCUUGGACCUCCUUCCUAGCCCUCUCAUGGCCCCAGCUCACCAGGUCUUUGACGGUGUUGGAACGGUCAUCCCACUCGGGCGAACUAAACUGGUACUGGCCCUCCAUGAUCAUGCGUAACAUCAGGAUCUGGCGUCGGUGCCAGAAUGGUGGUGAGCCAGCCAGGAGUGUAAACAAAAUCACCCCACAGGCCCAGCUGGGAAAGAGAGCGGAGUCAGACAGGACUAGGUGCCAGGCAGACGUGUUGAAAGAUGGGACACAAAGGAGGAAGGAAGUAGGGAGACCAGAAACUCACAGGUCGACCUCCUUGCCGUAGCCGGGGUGGGUUUCAUCCAUGGAGCAUUUAAGGAUCUCUGGUGCUAGGUACCCUGGGGUCCCACACAACUCUGGGGAGAGAGGGCUGAGAUUGAUGGAUGCCACCAGCUAACUAACUCCAGACCUCUGCUGGAGCCUCAACCCUGCUAGAGCCAUUAAGUGUUCCCAUUCUGUUCCUGCCCGUCCUCCCCUAAGGGCUGACCUAGCCCCUAUCCCUGCUGAACAACUCAAGUAUGCCCCAAGGUUCCCAGCGGCCUUCCUGGGAAAACCUGAUUUUGAGAUUGACUUCAAGGUCCUACCCCACCGUAUCUUUUGCCACCUCCAACCCACCCACCCACUCCUUACACAACCUUUUGUCACAUUUUUACGUACAUAAUACACACGGAAAACAAAUCUUCACUCUUUUCUGUUUCUUUCUGCCCAAAUCGAUUCCUCCUCCUAUGAUUGCUAUUCUGUGUAGUGGAAUCACCACUCAAACCCAAGGAGAAUGAGUGGGAAUAUGGGAUUUCUUAAGGCACACACUAGGUAAGUCCCUUAUUUAAAACCUUUCCCUGGCUGCCGACCCCGCCUCCCCCCCAUAUAGCCUCAGGCUCAAGUCUAGCUCCUGCAGCACAGAGCCCUCCAUGACUUGAUCCGAGCAUGUUAUUUGUAGCUGCUUCUACCACUUCAGGCACCAAUUCUUCCAUCCCGGCAAUUGCCGAACUGUGGCAUACUUCCAGGAAAUCUUAAUAGGCCUUAAUAGGCCUGACUCUCCCGGGAAAUUCAUUUCUAUAAAAAGUAUUUAAGAAUGCCCACCACGUAGCAGGCACCAUACUAGAUGCCAGUGAAUUAGAUGUGCCCUUACCACGCUGUCUACCCGAAAGCAAACAAGAAAUCAUAGAGUAAAAGGUGUGUCCUGAAGGGAGAAGAUACAAGAAGAGAAAGCACGGGAUCUAACCCAACCUGGAGCUUUAAAGGGAAACCUGAAUUCCUAAAGCCAAGGGCAAGGGUGGUGUGGGGCAGGGGCAAAGAUGGUUCCAGAAUGGGGAGAAGUGUAGGGGGAAGCCCAAAGGGAAACAAAGCACAGCAUCCGCAAGACAAACGUGUUAAGUCCAUAGGUUACGAACAUGAGCUCGAGUCCCAGCUACCUGACUGUGGGCAAGUCCCCUUAUCUCUUUAAGCCCAUUUAUAAAAUGGUGAUCCAGACGCUAUCUCAAAGAGUUGUCGAGAACCCAGCUGUAUAAAGACUUAGUGUGGUGCCAGUGAACGUUAGCUGUUAAUAGCACAACGCAAAGCCGCUGAGGGAGAGAAAGUAGGAUGUUAACAGCUCUGAGGAGUCCACAAACUUUGUGAAGUUUUCCAUGUGCACUGAAAGUAUUUCUGUCACAACAAAUGGAUUCACACUGGGUGCGGCAGCUGGGCACCGCCGUCUGGCCGCGGCGGGCUCUUCCUAGCACCUAAGCAGCACACUGCAGUCCUGUCUGCACCGAAACCCAAGCACACAGCUGAGGCCUGUUAUCCCCUCUCCCCCAUCUUCCUCAGGGGACAGGCCCAGCUCUGGAGCCCCGUCCCCUGUGGGGCCCUCCAGCUGAAGCAGGUGCUCCUCCCUCCUGGCUUCCCCUUGCAUGGUCCCCUGCCUGCUGUGUGCCACGACCUGCGCACUUUCCUCUAUCCCCUCCCCCGCCCAGACCAGGAAGCCCACUCUGAGACGCACACGAGGCUUUGCACCCAGAGGGUACCUGGCAAGUGCUCACUGACUUCUCCCCUUUUCUUGGUACCUGGGUACUUGAUUGUCAGACCCAGCUAACCAGCCUCAGGCCUGGGUCUCCUUCCCUCCCAAGCCUCUUAGGGCACCAAGCCCCCUCACCUCGAAGCUUCUCGCCAGGUUCCAAGUGGCAGGAGAACCCAAAGUCUGAAAGUCGGAUCUGCAUAUUGUCAUCUAGGAGAAUAUUCUCGGGCUUCAGGUCUCGGUGAACAAUGUUGUUGGCAUGGAGAAAGCUCACUGCUUCCAGCAGAGACCUCAUGAUGGACCUGGGGGAGGCGCAGUCUCCUCCUUUGCUUCUCCCUACCCCGCCCCGCCCCCUCAUCACCCCACGGGCUGCAGGCUCCGUCGUUACCUGGUUUCCUUUUCUGAGAGGGCCACCUUCUCUGUGAGAUAGUCAAACAGCUCUCCCUUCCGCAUCCUAAGGGAUAGGAGGGGUUGGGAGGUAGGUGUACCUUACAUGGGGGCUGAGAAAAUAAGCCAGUGCUCACAGAAAAUACCAUGGAAGAGACCGGUGAAGAGAGAGUCCUCUUUGUUUUUUCUUGAGCGAUUAGAGUGCCCCAAGAGUGAACUGGAUGCCAGGGGCAGUUUGGCCCAGGGGGUUGGCAGUCAAAAUAUAGGCACUCUGCUAGGAGGGUGCUAUGUUAGCAAAAUAUGUGCCUUCUUGGAACAAUAAUUUAUAAGAGGUCCUCAUUAUCUGAGACUAAUUAUAUUCAAAGAGGGCCUUUUAAAGUGAAUCUAUUUAGACCAUGGACCAAAAUUUCACAGUUAAUAACAGCAAAAAAAGUUGAAUAGGACUUUAUUUUUAUUUUGUCUUUAAAAACUGAGUUUAUAAUUGCAACUCUACAAUCCUUGAAAGCAGGUGUUGUUUGGGGGCAUAUAAUUGUUCUGCAAAGCUGCAUGAUGACAUGACAGACACUUCCUACCCCCACCCCCAACUUUUGCAGAGGGUCAUUCUGUAUGCAGACUUUGUGAAAUUUUUCUAGGGGUCUCUUAAAUAUUUGCUAUUCAAACCAUUCUCUUUUGAAGUACCUUUGCACUGAUUUACGUUAUAUUGUAGAACAU